Messenger RNA from Bufo gargarizans (Asiatic toad), 2509 nucleotides. RefSeq names its product peroxisome assembly protein 12-like. NCBI's taxonomy places the organism in Eukaryota, Metazoa, Chordata, Amphibia, Anura, Bufonidae. Gene Ontology annotation, molecular function: zinc ion binding; protein binding; ubiquitin-protein transferase activity. The coding region runs from base 393 to 1442 and encodes 349 amino acids. Gene Ontology annotation, cellular component: peroxisomal membrane; peroxisomal importomer complex. The transcript is spliced from 5 exons. The record is from RefSeq and is a predicted model, not a curated record. Gene Ontology annotation, biological process: protein monoubiquitination; protein import into peroxisome matrix.
UUGUAAGAGUGAGCCUCGGGAUCGUAUAUUGUUUUGCAGGGCUUCCUCCAUAAGAAGGGGAUACGUGCGAAGUGUAGACCUCUUGUAACCUGUUGCCAUGCUGUGGGGUGAGCCAUUGCCUGCCACACGUGUGUCUUCACCUUUAACCCUAGCAUGCACUGCCCCUGCCCUGUGUUUCAGUCCUUCAGUAGACUGCAGUGACCUGACAUCCUUCAUUUAGAAGCGGAAUGGAAACACUACUGAAACAGAAAAACCGGGAAAACGGAUCAGUUUUAAACGGACCACAAAGCCAUACGGUCAAGUGCAGGAGGCCUAAGAAUUGCAGUGAACAGUCAUAGGCUUAACUUUCUUCGAUUCUAAGGAAGAGUUCACCCCCCUCAAAAAUCCUAAAAAUGGCUGAACGUGGGGCUCACAUCACUACAGCUUCCCCAGAUGAUAACCGACCUUCUAUCUUUGAAGUUGUGGCUCAGGAGAGCUUGAUGGCAGCAGUGAGACCUGCACUGCAUCAUGUUGUCAAGGUCCUUGCAGAAUCAAACCCUGCACGCUUAGGCCCUUUGUGGAGAUGGUUUGAUGAACUUUACACCCUGCUUGAUCUGCUUCUCCAGCAGCACUACCUGUCGUGGGCCAGUUCCUCCUUUUCAGAGCACUUCUAUGGACUAAAGAGAGUAUCCAUGGCAAACAGCAAUGGGCAGCGCACACUGCAACGGAAGGAGUACUGGGGAUCCCUCUUGCUGCUGGUGCUUGUACCUUAUCUACGGGUGAAGCUGGAGAAAUUCGUUAACAGGCUGCGAGAGGAAGAAGAUUAUUCAAUCCAAAACCCAACGUCCUUCAGUAAGAGAUGUUAUAGGGCAAUUCUUGCAUCCUACCCCUUUGUGAAACUGUCCUGGGAAGGAUGUUUUCUUCUAUAUCAGCUGAGAUAUAUUCUGUGGAACACAAGCCAUCACUCACCGCUGCUCCGCUUGGCUGGAGUGCAGCUCGCUAGACUUACGCUGGAGGAUUUACAAGCCAUGGAUGCUACUGCAGAAAAGAUCGCCUCAACACAGUCUGCUCUUGGUGUGGGCAGCGUACUGAAGAAAGUUCUCGGCGGAGUGUCUAUGACAUUAUCUUCCAGCCUAUCUCUGGGCGUGUUCUUCCUGCAGUUUCUAGAGUGGUGGUACUCAGCCGAAAACCAGGAGACUGUUAAGUCUCUGAGUUCAUUGCCAGCCCCCACUGCUCCCAUUCAUUUUGACCUGGAAACAUAUUCCCCUCUGUUACCAAAACUAAAGACUGUUUGCCCACUUUGUCGUAAAGUAAGAGUUAACGAUACAGCUCUUGGCACCUCAGGUUAUGUCUUCUGCUACCGCUGUGCUUAUUACUAUGUGAAAAAUCACCAGCGCUGUCCAGUAAGUGGCUACCCAACUGAGGUGCAGCAUCUAAUACGGCUCUACACCCCCGAUGGCUAGACCAAGAUUGGAGAAAUACUGUAGACUUUGGGAGCCAACUAGACCACUCCAGAAGCCGAUCCAACUUUCAGUAGCCUGGCAAUAGAGAACAACCAACAAAGUUGGCCACCAUUAGCAAGUGUUUAGGCCCAUAGGCUCCUGGGAUUUGUCCAGCACUAUGUUAGACGUAGGCAGAACCACAUCAAGAGCUGCAGUGAUGGGAACUACAGUAUCAUUAAGGCACUAAAAUGUAGUUAAGACUGCUGUGAUUUCUGUGAAAAAUCAUAAUAAGCUAUUCAACAUCUCAUAAUAGAGUAUAGAUGCCGAGUUCUGGUUGAAGCUUUAUAACAGAGGGACUGACAAUGAUUUCUCGACAUGGAUUUACCUCCUACCAACAUGUAGAAUGUGAAAUAGAUGAAUGACAAUGUGCAAAUCAGUGAUAGAAAGUUUUCCCAGUUGUCCUUUUAAUUUCAGAUCACUAAUGGAAAAUAUCAGUAUUUACAAUGAUUUACUGUGAUUUAUAGGGGCAAUACGCCAACAUAAACUGUGAAGAACAUUCUAGUAGACUGUGCUAAUAUCAGUGGAUUUGUUCAAAUGUGGUUAAACAUAAAAGCUGCUCUGGAAAAGCAACAUUUGCAUCCAGCAGUUUGACAAGACAUGAGCAUCAUGCAUGUCGUGCGUCAGGGUUGAGCACCAAGCUCUUGCUGGUGACAGCAGAAAAUGGCCAUACACCAUCAGCAGAUGUUGGCCAACAGCUAUUUUUUUCUAACACCCAUGCUUGUCUCGGCUAAAUAUGCAUGUCUUCAAUGGGGAGAGGGGAAUAAGCUGCUGCCAGAUAUGUCUAGAAACAACUGGUGAAACAAAGGAUUGAGAUUGCUGAAACCCAACAUGUCCAGCCCUUAUUUCGCCCCCUUCUGCUUCAGGGAAGAGUCCAAACACCUCCAUACAUAUUACAUAGUUGGCCAAUCCCACCAAGAUUGUCAGGUUCAGACAACUUUCGUUUAAUGGUUAUGGGAAGUAGAGAUGAGCGAAUUUCAUAUUUUGAAAUUCUUUCACGCUUCGUUUGGUAAAAGGUGAAUUGCGUUAUG